Molecule: messenger RNA, 1085 nt
Organism: Stegodyphus dumicola
Lineage: Eukaryota; Metazoa; Arthropoda; Arachnida; Araneae; Eresidae
Gene: Dus2
Product: Dihydrouridine synthase 2
Biological process (GO): tRNA dihydrouridine synthesis
Cellular component (GO): cytoplasm
Molecular function (GO): flavin adenine dinucleotide binding; tRNA binding; tRNA dihydrouridine synthase activity
Source: RefSeq, a predicted model, not a curated record
CAAACUUUUUUUCCUUUCAGUUACACAAAACCUUAGACUUAGUCAAAGUUAUUGAAAACACUGGUGUUGCUGCGAUCGCAGUACAUGGAAGAGUAAAGGAAGAAAGACCACAACAUAAAAAUAGAAAUUAUGUCAUAAAAGCUAUAGCAGAAACAUUAUCAAUUCCUGUUAUUGCUAACGGAGGAUCUGGUGAGAUUGGAAGCUAUCAAGAUAUUGAAACUUUCCGAUUAGAAACCAGUGCUUCUUCCGUAAUGAUUGCCCGACAAGCAGAAUGGAACUGUUCUAUUUUUCGAAAAGAAGGAAAAUUGCCUCUUGAUGCUGUGAUUGAAAAAUAUAUUAAAUACGCUGUUGAUUAUGAUAAUAAUGUUUGGAACACAAAGUAUUGUAUUCAGCAAAUGUUAGGUUCCCUUCAAGAAACAGAGAAAGGAAAAAUAUUACUUAGUGCUCAACAAAUGGAAGUUAUAUGCGAGCUGUGGAAUUUAAGUGAUUAUUUAAAAAGAAAAGUAGCAGAGCAUCGUUCGAAAGCUGAAAAACUAAGACAUUUGCAUGAAAGAGAUAUUGAACUACAAGCAUCCUUAAAAAGGAGACGUGUGGCUGAUAAUGACAUUCAUGAAAUGGAUGUGAAAUUCCAAAGAUCUAAAUUUAAUAUGGAUGAUUUGCCAAAGAGCAUAUUGUGGAAUUGGUCUCUAAGUCAAAAAAUUGGACAACCUAUCUACAAAACAGAGCAGUAUGAAAAAAGUUUCCAGUCUGUCGUAACUAUUAAUGGGAAAAAAUACACUAACCGAUGUUUAGAAAAAAACAAGAAAAAUGCAGAACAGGCUGCUGCUUUAGUGGCUACCAUAGCUCUAGGAUUGAUUAUUUAUGAAGGUUCUGAAUAUACACAUGGAAUUUCUCUUAAUUCAAAACAUAAUUUAAUUUCUCUUGAAAAUGCUAUAUCAACUAAUCAGAAUUGUGAAAAUACUGAUAGCUGUCUUAAUUCAACAAAUGUUUUAUUUGGUAGUUGACAUUUAGCAUAUUCUAAGAAAUUUUGUGGAAUGUUGUGUACAUAAAAUAAAGUUUAUUAAAAUAUUUUCUUUAUAGCUUGU